AUGAUGGAAUGCAGAGGUGCUCAGCUGGCGGAGUACGAUCUGUUCAACACGAGCAUCAAGGACCUGGAGAAGAUCUUCAACUUCCGCAUCCAGCUCUUUGAGGCCCCAACAACUCACACCAACGAGCUGGACUCGGACUUGAGUUUGUGGUUUGAGCGAGUCCAUGCAAAGGGCAGACUACAACACCAACAGCAGCAAGACUGUAAGCGACGCAAGUUGCUCGACACAAGUGCAACCAGCACGUUUCUGGACGAUUUUGAACUAUUCAGGUACCGCGACGAAAUUAAAGAACUGCGCGAAGAAGUGAUAGCCAGCCAUUAUCAGCUCUACAUUGGUAAACAGCGUGUGCGAAAUACGCUGAAUGCAUAA
Messenger RNA from Ogataea philodendri, 369 nucleotides. RefSeq lists its product as uncharacterized. The transcript has a single exon. The record is from RefSeq and is a predicted model, not a curated record. Lineage: Eukaryota; Fungi; Ascomycota; Pichiomycetes; Pichiales; Pichiaceae. Bases 1 to 369 code for a protein of 122 amino acids.